AUGGAUUUUUCUACAAUAAAUCUGUUUAUUAUUAUUCUUUUUUUUCUAUUCAUUGAUUAUUCAUUAUUUAUUAAUGCGUCUGAUAUACAAUGUUUAACAUGUGACAAUUUCAUUGAUGGACCUGGUUGUGGUGAAUUUACACGACAAAUACCAGUGCGAACAUGUCAAACAUAUUGUUAUUUUGCUAUUAUACAUAAUCGUUCGUUAUCAUCAUCUAUAUAUCAACGCGAAUUUCCAUCAAAUAAAAUCACACGAGCAAUACGUGAUUGUUCACCUUAUGAUGAUAUGUCAAUUGAAGGAAAUUUAUUACUUAAAUCAAAAAUUAGUUCAUUGUCAUCUAUUGAUAUUAUACUGAUAAGACGUUGUAACAGUGAACAAUGUAAUAAUGAUUUUUAUGUAAAACCAGAUGAAUUAAUUUUAAGUAGAAGUUCAUCCUAUCGGCAAAUAUCAUUUCCAUUUUUGUUUUUUCUUUUUGUGAUUAUUUUUUAUUAUUCAACGAGCAUGUUUUGA
Molecule: messenger RNA, 510 nt
Organism: Adineta steineri
Lineage: Eukaryota; Metazoa; Rotifera; Eurotatoria; Adinetida; Adinetidae
Source: the annotation of a GenBank genome assembly